AUGGAACCCGAGGGUUCCGACCGCGGUGAGGGGUCAAGUGCUUUGGCCCGACGUGCAGUAUGUGCUCCACUUCCCCAGAGGACUCGGUGGACCGAGACAUUCCAGAGCAAUCACGACUCACAAAAUAUUCGGUGCGAUAAACGCACCCCAUGUUCCAAUUGUCGAAGCUCAAACAUUGCCUGUCGUUCCACUGGUGAAGGCCAGAGACCGCAGGAGCCGAGGCGCCGGUAUGUAUUCCUCAAACUUUCGCCUUGCCUGCUGUAUGUAGCGUGGUGGGGGUGGGACUAUGCCGGGCUAACCAAAGUUCGCAGUGAGAAGAAGAUUGAUAUGAUCGAAGACCGUCUUGGGGGAAUCGAGCAAACUCUCCGGCAGCUGGUAGUCUCAUCCCACUCCAAUGGAUCAUCAGCAAUUAAAAUGCAGACGUCAUCUCAGGCAUCGCCUCAGAGCAAUGCCCGACGGCAAUCGCCACCUAAUGGACAAGAGCACGAAGGCAUCAAGGAGCCCGGAUAUACAUCCAAUGCAGCUAUCGAGCAGCACGACUCUAGCUCCGGCUUUGAGGGUAAUUCUUCUUUAGCUGCCCAUUCGGCAUAUGCCAGGGCGUUUCUUGAAUCUGCAGUCUCGCACAGCACACCUGAGGUACUUUCCAGUCCGAAGAUCAGCGAGGCAUUAUCGUCCCUCAAGCAGAUUGUAGAGAUGCAAAAUAAACGGCGAGGCAAUGAUACUCGGAGAGGGCAGUUCUCUAGCCAGAGUAAUCGGCAAGGUGCCCACCGCGAUGUCCGGGAUUUGGAGAUGCCGCCUCUACAGGUUGUUCUAACUCUCCUAGGGAGAAUCAAAGACAACCCCCCGUCUUCAUUUGGUGGCUAUAUACCGUUCUUCACGGUCGAAUAUUUCACGGAGAAGUGUCGUGAAGUCUAUUUCUGUACUGAAGACUACUCCGAUGCAACGUUCGUUACAGUUAACGCGGGACUUUAUAACGUCUUCAUCGAGCUCGAAAUUCCUGAGAAAGAUCAUGCUGAGCUGGAGAAGUACCAACACUACACGCGACUGUGCAAGUAUAAUUUGGAAGCCGCACUGGCCAAUCUGAACAUCCUAAUGCCCGCAACUUUUGAUACCAUUGUUGCACUGACUGUUGGAGCAAUGCACGGGAUCGAGAUCUCAAAACCCUCGGUCAGUUGGACUCUUUCUACAAUGGCUAUUCAAAUGUGUCAAACAUUGGGAUAUCAUCGCAUAUCGUCUAUGGAACAAGAUCCUCCAGAAGUGCAGGCGAAAAAGCAGAUUUUAUUUUGGUCGGUCUUUACUGUCCUUAAUAUGUUAUCUUUACGUCUGGGUCGCGCCUCACCGGUCCAAGAGUAUGACAUCGGCUUGCCUUCUCCGUUCGAGACAUUCACGAGCAACGGGGUAUGGGGUACCAUUUGUGCUCUAUGGACAAAGCAAGCCAUGAUCGAGAAUAAGAUAUAUACCUUGCUGUACAGUCCCGCGGCAUUGAAUCAGCCCGAAAACGAGCGGGUGGCUCAUGCUCGUCGCCUGGCCGUUGAACUGCAGACAACCGUUUUUGAACCAUUCGAGCAAAUUCUGUCCUCUGAUCUUCCUCUUAAUGACGUGGAUCUCAUCUAUCUUCGAUCUGACAAGGUCAGCCGCUUGGCGAUCUUGACUUUGAUCUACCGCGCUAUCCCCCCAUCGCCCGAGUCGGGCUCGCCUACCACGUUCAUACCCGAAUGCAUAGAAAUGGCACGAGCGUCUCUGGAGCAUCACCAGAUGUGUGCGAGUGCUUUACAAGAGUCAAGCGAGAUGAUCAGAUGUUCUUACAUGCAUUGGGCAAUUCUCGUCUCCCCCUUCGUCCCUUUCAUCGUAAUCUUCUGCCUCGUCAUCGCAACAUCCGACAGCGAAGACCUAACCCGGCUGGAAGACUUCAUCGCCUCCCUACGUCCACUAUGCGCAUUCUCCCAAUCAAUCGAUCGACUCCACAAUCUCUGCUCCGUCCUCGGAACCGUCGCCCGCCUCUACGUGGAAGCGAAAAGCCGAAGCCAAGCAGGCGAAGACCAGACGCUCGCCUCUGUUGGACAGGAGUUCGAUGUCUAUCUCAGUGCGCUCGGCCUGGCGCCUGGGAAUGUCAUGCCGAAUGCCCAGGGGUACUAUCAGACGGAUAUUCCUGGUAUGCAAACUAGUAUCCCGGAUUCGUCCUCACAGGCGUUUGGAUUCUCCACUCCUGUGCCUCAGGCUCCAAAUCAGGACAUUUCUACGGCAGAGAUGUCGCAGGCUGCACAGUUGGGGAACUGGUUUUCGGGGAAUCAGUAUAUGAUGGGCUUGCUGGAGGAGGAUUUGUUCCAGUUUAAUCCAAAUGGGCUAUAG
Penicillium cinerascens is the source of this 2349-nucleotide messenger RNA. RefSeq lists its product as uncharacterized. Lineage: Eukaryota; Fungi; Ascomycota; Eurotiomycetes; Eurotiales; Aspergillaceae. Gene Ontology annotation, molecular function: DNA-binding transcription factor activity, RNA polymerase II-specific; DNA binding; zinc ion binding. The coding region runs from base 1 to 2349 and encodes 782 amino acids. The record is from RefSeq and is a predicted model, not a curated record. The transcript is spliced from 7 exons. Gene Ontology annotation, biological process: regulation of DNA-templated transcription; DNA-templated transcription.